Toxorhynchites rutilus septentrionalis is the source of this 2117-nucleotide messenger RNA. Its product is annotated as serine protease inhibitor 28Dc-like. Bases 457 to 1827 code for a protein of 456 amino acids. NCBI's taxonomy places the organism in Eukaryota, Metazoa, Arthropoda, Insecta, Diptera, Culicidae. The record is from RefSeq and is a predicted model, not a curated record. Gene Ontology annotation, molecular function: serine-type endopeptidase inhibitor activity. The transcript has 3 exons.
CCAAUUUUUUUCUUGAGCUUCUCUGUGUAUCUCGUGUUUUGUUUCAUCUAACAUUUGCUGUGACUGCUACAUGUAAAGGCUGUGUAAAGUCUGUUUUUUAUACGUAUCACGUUUUUUACGCUUGGUUCAACUUGACUACUUCAGUGUUGGACGAUUCGCGAAAACAAUUCUACAUUAAUGCGAGUUGGGUCAGAGGAAAGUAAAACAGUUUAGCUAUUCCGGUCUUAAGCUUCCCACGGAAGCUAUGGACGGUGUACAUCAAUGGCUCUUUGUGUUGCUCAGCAGCGCUUCAGUUCGUCAACAUAUGUUGACCCGGACGGAUGUUAUCAAGUGGAACUCCGGCUUUUCGCUGCUAAUUUGACUCUAAACGACAAACUGGUUUCCUCAAAGUGUGGUUCGCGCAUCUGAAUAUCGGCUUAAGACAAACCCAUAUGUGGAAGAAUACAACUGAACAUCAUGACUUCAAACCUCUGCAAGCUUCUCAUAGCGGCUGUGGUAGGCAUUUCCGUAGUCAUCGCUGAAAAACCCGCGACCCUUCCAACCAAGCAAACUGCCCAGGACAUUAGUUAUGGCUUGACAAAUAUGGCCUGUCGGCUAUCCGUUCAGCUGCAAAGCAAUAACACCAAAACAGACAUAAUUUCGCCACUCAGUAUAGGGUCUUCGUUGAUGUUACUCAUGCGAACAGCCAAGGGAAGCACACGCAAGCAACUUUUAAGUUUGCUUCAGCUGCAAAAGAUUGUCAUGAAUAAUUCCAGAAUUCCCAGAAAUUUUCAUCGAUUACUUCUUGAGCUAUUGGACGGGGUCCAGGCAGAGACCAUUUUGGAAGAUCCACCACGUUGGAUGAAUCAGUCCAAGUGUGUCGAGGAUGAUUCAGAUGACUAUGAUGACUAUCCUGCCUAUGAUGAAGAAGAGGAAGAUCCCGGAAAAGCGACCGUUGUUCGACUGGCAAACGCUAUAUUUGUUCAGGAUGGAAUGUUCAACAACUCGAGAUUGGAAAGAAAAGUGAAACAAUACUACUACAGCACUGUAGAGAAUUUAGAUUUCUUUGGCGCACCCGACGCAGCCAUGAAACAUAUCAAUGAGUGGGCUAAUAACAAAACCUACGGUCGUAUCCCCAGCGUACUCUCGGAGAAUCCAAAUCGUGAGACUUUAAUGAUGGUAGCAAACGCUGUAUAUUUCAAAGCGUUUUGGGAAGAUGUGUUUCUUCGUAAAGCUACCAAACCAAGGGAUUUUUUCCCCAACGGAGAGGAUAAAGAACCAGUUAAAGCAGAUAUGAUGGCUCACAACGGAUGUUUUCCUUAUUAUUCUUCCAAGGAAUUGGAUGCCAGGAUCAUGGGCUUCCCAUACAUCGGUCGUACGUUCACAAUGUACGUCAUUCAACCCAACAACUCAAGUCGAACAAAGCUCCAAGAUUUAAUGGGAAAACUGAAUGCCCACACUCUGGAUGGUUUAAUUUCGAACAUGACAAUGAGAACGGCAAUGGUUCUGUUCCCAAGGAUGGAUAUUUCCAACAGUUUUGAGUUGAAACCAAUGCUUGAGAAACUAGGUGUAACAGCAAUGUUCAACGAUGGUCAGAGCGAUUUUUCAUUGCUAAAUCCAGGCGCUCCUGCCGAAUCCGCUAGAGCAACUGUGAAUCAAGUGAUACACAAAGUGAAGCUAACAAUCGAUGAAAAUGGCACAGAAGGAGCUGCUGUGACGGUUACACUGAUUGAUAGGACGAUACCAGCAGUAAAUUUCCGUGCAAACACUCCUUUUGUGGUAGCCAUCAGGCAUGAUGCGACAAAACUUUUGCUUUUCUACGGGCCGGUGUACGACCCAUCCGGGUAACCUCACGAUUCAAGCAAUUGAGCCUUGAUGUACUGGGUUUGGGAUCGGAGAAAUAAAUGAUUGGAAUAAGUAUAAUAAGACUGAUUCAGAAAACAUACGAUUUCGGUUGACAUUUUGGAUUGAAAGAGAGCAACGUUUUUAUUUCUCAAUCUCUUUUUUUUCGGGUAACAUGGCUAUGAAUUCCAUUUUCAUUGCCAUAUUUAAUAAUAGUAUAUGUGUAAUAUAUUUAUGGCAAACACGUGUAAUUUAACAACAUAAAAAUCAAAUAUAAACUAAAAUAUCAACUACAA